This is a messenger RNA of Suillus fuscotomentosus, 477 nucleotides long. RefSeq lists its product as uncharacterized. The annotation marks the transcript as partial. The record is from RefSeq and is a predicted model, not a curated record. The transcript has a single exon. NCBI's taxonomy places the organism in Eukaryota, Fungi, Basidiomycota, Agaricomycetes, Boletales, Suillaceae.
GUGGAUGAAGUUGCGAGGUCUCACUACUGCUCAGGUCUUGACGGGCUAACUGUACGCACCUCGACCAUGGCUAUGGACUACGAUGGGCUAUAUCCCAUAGAGCAUUCAAAAGGGUCGUUCAUGGGCGCAUUGGUGUCCUGUCCCGUCAUAUUACCGAUCCCACAGCACAAACUCCAGGUGCGCGCACGCACCACUAGAUUGCUAAUACCAGUCCUCGCCUCUGUCAUCCAUGAUCCAGCCCAAUUGUUUCUGGAGCCCAAAGUCCUAUAUAUAUUGUUUUCUAACUAUUUUCUUCUCCAGACUGUAGUGCGUACAGACCUAUUUACCUCUACAGCCGAACAAGUCUCAAUCGACGAAUACACCUCUACAUCCGACAUCUCCCUCUUCACAUGGAGCAUCCUAAUCCAUCUUCUCGACUGGCCACCAGCCUCUCUUACACCACUCAUCCCUCCCUAUACAGCACCAGUAUCAAACUGA